Molecule: messenger RNA, 1798 nt
Organism: Tuber aestivum (summer truffle)
Lineage: Eukaryota; Fungi; Ascomycota; Pezizomycetes; Pezizales; Tuberaceae
Source: the annotation of a GenBank genome assembly
UCUAUCUCACAGCUCGUCACAGCUCUUCGCGGUGCCGGUAUCGUGCUUGUCUCCGAAUAUCUGUGCCGUCCCCCCCAUUCCUUUCUAUCCCUCUUGUCCGCGGCCUUCUUCCCCCAACUAUACGAGUGCUCGAGUACAUCACACUCUCCCCCCAAGGAACUGGAAUUCUAGUAAUCCACUCUGCACCAUUCGCCCCGCCUCCCCCCACCCCACAGCUCCCAUGGCCUCCUCGGAUGAGAAGGCCAAUCCCACUGGCAUUCAAUCGUGCCCUAAUGGUAGCUAUGAAACAGUUACCCCUCAUCCCCUCCCCUCUUCCUGCCCUCCAUCUCAAUCACCAGAUUUGCCUCAUGUUCCUGCACAGAUACUGAUCAAUUUCUCAGAGGUUGUGCAAUUGAUAUUUCAGAACCUGGAUGGCAUUUCUCUCGCACGGUGCAGUGCGGUCUGCUCUCAUUGGAGAGAGCUCAUCGACCCAUCAGACCCCUCUGCACCAGACUACCUCUGGGCUCGGCAAGCUUCAAGCCUCCGUCUGAAAUCUCCAACCCCCUAUGCCAGAUUCCACGACCUCUACGCGUCAUUGAGAGAUCAUCUUUGGCUACAUGGCAAGAUAUGGAUGAGCAACCGUUCGUGGACAGGCUACAUUCUCCUUUCUACGUACAAUUUGGAGACGGGUGCUAUAGAUUUGACCAACGUUGUCGCAACACGGCCCGGAAGUAACGAUGGAGAAGACUCGGUCCCUUGGAGUCGCAAUGAGAGCAUCUUUGUAUCAAGCUUUGAUCCGCAAGUGUCUCUCUGGGCACCUCCACUAUUGUCCUUUGACAAAGACACAGUCCUCGACCCAAACGACAACGAGAUCAAGCCCCCAACACGCGAACGAUUAUCGUACUGCUCACUUUUCCGGGCCAGCGCGGUGCCUCCCGAAGUACAGCUAUCUUCCAAGAAGUAUUGGCCUCCGCCCCACAUUCCCGCGACCGAGCGCACCGACGACGUGCUUAGCUGCGUCAACGGCUCCCACGAGAACAAACCAGCCCACACAGACGCUAUCGAUUCUGUCUUUCGCAUUCGCAAGUGGGUAGUGUUCGGCGGAGCACCCGUGCCCAGCGUUGCCAUGUCCAGAAACGGCAUAGACAAUCAAGUAGAAACUUUCGCCACCAUCCGUGAAGAGCAUUAUACACCUGAUAAUGACCACCCAUAUAGAGGCAUCUGGGUUGGCGACUACAACUCCCAUGGCUGCGAGUUCAUCCUAUUUCAUCAAGAGACACCAACGAAGCUCAAGGCUGUGAAGAUUACUGGUGAUCUCAAUGUUCCCUGUGGGGAAAUCACCUUUGUUGUUGACGAUCUGAAAGCUGUUACUCGCAUAGCUGAUGAGAGGGAGUGGCCCGGUGCUAAGGUUAUUUCAGCGAAGGCCCAAAUCGCUUCUCAUCAAUUCGAGAGUAGCAAGUCCCCCCCCGCCCCCCCCCUUACCCCUCCUCCCCCUAAGUCGCUACUCUUGAUUUGCGGGGGUCUAAUCUGGAAAGAAGGUGAAAUAAUUGACGCCGAGAUGAUCUGCGUCGGGCCUGAUGACAUAGCCCUCCUUUGGCAUUUCUCCCCACUCUCUAGUCACAUCAGCAGGUUCAGGAGGGUUGAUAUCGAGGGCUUGAUAUGGACGUGAAGAAUGAUUUCCGGUCGAAAUUCGGAUACCCGCACCCAAUUUUUAGGAUCGUCACAUCCGCCAAGGAGGCCAGUACGCUGAGUAAAAGCAGUUAGAUCGAGCAAGAGCGUACGGCAGAUAAGAAAUAAAGGCCAUGGUGUGACUUCCGUG